CUUUAUUUCAUCCCCUAACUAACCCUACAAGUAAUAAUAUCUCCUGCAACUCAUCAGUUUCACCAUCUCCAUCACCUCAACAUGAGCGAUCAACCGGAGUCUUCGUCAGAACCAAAAGGUUCGAAAAAGGACUUUUCAACAGCUAUCUUGGAGCGCAAGAAAUCUCCGAACCGGCUCGUUGUUGACGAAGCGGUUAAUGAUGAUAACUCAGUGGUUGCUAUGCAUCCUGUUACAAUGGAGAAAUUGCAGCUGUUUCGUGGUGAUACGAUACUGAUUAAGGGGAAGAAAAGGAAAGAUACGGUUUGUAUCGCGCUUGCUGAUGAAAGUUGUGAAGAGCCAAAGAUUAGAAUGAACAAGGUUAUUAGAACAAACCUCCGGGUUCGGCUCGGUGAUGUUGUAUCGGUGCACCAGUGUCUGGAUGUGAAGUACGGGAAACGGAUUCACGUGCUUCCAUUAGACGACACCGUUGAAGGUGUCACAGGGGACCUGUUUGAUGCAUAUCUAAAACCUUACUUUUUGGAGGCGUAUAGACCCGUUAGAAAAGGGGAUCAUUUUCUUGUUAGAGGAGGUAUGAGAAGCGUAGAGUUUAAAGUAAUCGAAACCGACCCAGGGGAGUACUGCGUUGUUGCACCGGAUACCGAAAUCUUUUGUGAGGGUGAGCCGAUCAAGCGGGAUGAUGAGGAUCGGUUGGAUGAAAUCGGUUACGAUGACGUUGGUGGGGUCCGGAAACAAAUGGCUCAGAUUCGUGAACUGGUUGAGUUACCGUUACGACACCCUCAACUGUUCAAAUCGAUCGGAGUUAAACCCCCUAAAGGUAUCUUACUCUACGGACCCCCCGGUUCGGGCAAAACACUCAUCGCAAGAGCCGUAGCUAACGAAACCGGAGCAUUCUUUUUCUGUAUCAACGGGCCGGAAAUUAUGUCGAAGUUAGCUGGAGAGAGUGAGAGUAAUCUCCGGAAGGCAUUUGAGGAGGCUGAAAAGAACGCCCCAUCGAUUAUUUUUAUUGAUGAGAUUGAUUCGAUUGCUCCCAAACGGGAAAAAACUAACGGUGAAGUUGAAAGGAGGAUCGUUUCACAGUUACUGACGCUUAUGGAUGGGUUAAAAUCGCGUGCACAUGUUAUUGUAAUGGGGGCUACGAAUCGGCCGAACAGUAUUGAUCCUGCUUUGAGACGGUUUGGUAGGUUCGAUAGAGAAAUUGACAUUGGUGUCCCUGAUGAAGUUGGGCGUCUUGAGGUUGUUCGUAUUCACACCAAGAACAUGAAACUUUCUGAUGAUGUUGAUUUGGAAAAGAUAGCUAAAGAAACACAUGGUUAUGUCGGUGCUGAUCUGGCUGCACUCUGCACCGAAGCUGCACUACAAUGCAUUAGAGAGAAAAUGGAUGUUAUUGACUUGGAAGAUGACUCUAUUGAUGCUGAGAUACUGAACUCAAUGGCAGUAACAAACGAGCAUUUUCAGACAGCUCUUGGAACAAGCAAUCCCUCUGCUUUGCGCGAGACUGUUGUGGAGGUUCCCAAUGUCAGCUGGGAGGAUAUUGGAGGUCUUGAAAAUGUUAAGCGUGAGCUGCAGGAGACUGUCCAAUAUCCCGUGGAGCAUCCGGAGAAAUUCGAGAAAUUUGGCAUGUCACCAUCAAAAGGUGUUCUUUUCUAUGGCCCACCUGGGUGCGGCAAGACACUUCUAGCUAAGGCUAUUGCAAACGAGUGUCAAGCCAACUUCAUUAGCAUCAAAGGGCCCGAGUUGCUUACAAUGUGGUUUGGUGAGAGUGAGGCCAAUGUUCGUGAGAUCUUUGAUAAGGCCCGUGGGUCUGCACCGUGUGUCCUCUUCUUCGAUGAACUCGAUUCUAUUGCAACCCAGAGGGGAAGUAGUUCUGGAGAUGCAGGUGGUGCAGCUGAUCGCGUGUUGAAUCAGUUAUUAACGGAAAUGGACGGAAUGUCUGCCAAAAAGACGGUUUUCAUAAUCGGAGCCACAAAUAGACCCGACAUCAUUGACCCUGCAUUACUCCGUCCAGGGCGUCUUGAUCAACUUAUUUAUAUUCCGCUACCAGAUGAGGACUCGCGCCACCAGAUUUUCAAGGCGGCAAUGAGGAAGUCUCCGGUUUCCAAGGAUGUUGAUUUGAGAGCUUUAGCUAAAUAUACACAAGGCUUUAGUGGGGCCGAUAUUACAGAGAUAUGUCAACGUGCCUGCAAGUAUGCAAUCCGAGAGAACAUCGAGAAGGAUAUAGAGAAGGAAAGGAAGAGAAGUGCGAAUCCCGACUCUAUGGAUGAGGAUGAAGAUGAGGUGGCGGACAUUAAGGCUGCCCACUUCGAGGAAUCCAUGAAAUAUGCACGCAGAAGUGUGAGUGAUGCUGACAUAAGGAAGUACCAGGCGUUUGCUCAGACGUUGCAGCAGUCUCGAGGGUUUGGGUCGGAAUUCCGGUUCCCUGAAGCGGCAUCUGGAGCUGGUGGCGGUGGAUCUGACCCGUUUGCCGCCUCUGCUGGUGGAGCUGAUGAUGAUGACUUGUACAGCUAGAUCUACGUAAAUCAUGUUGCUGAAGUCGAGAUUCACUAGGGAUUAUAUAUUUAUAUCCUAUACCAAUUGCCGAUUCAUUGCUGGUUUUCAAACCUAUUGUUCUGUUGUCGGAACAUGUAUUCACGUUUCAUGUUAUAAAUUUGGAUUUGGCAUUCUCGUUUCAGUUGAACUCUUUUGUUUCAUUUCUUUCUUUCUCAA
This is a messenger RNA of Helianthus annuus (common sunflower), 2703 nucleotides long. Its product is annotated as cell division cycle protein 48 homolog. Gene Ontology annotation, biological process: retrograde protein transport, ER to cytosol; mitotic spindle disassembly; autophagosome maturation. Lineage: Eukaryota; Viridiplantae; Streptophyta; Magnoliopsida; Asterales; Asteraceae. Gene Ontology annotation, cellular component: cytosol; VCP-NPL4-UFD1 AAA ATPase complex; nucleus. The transcript has 9 exons. Gene Ontology annotation, molecular function: ATP hydrolysis activity; ATP binding; polyubiquitin modification-dependent protein binding. The record is from RefSeq and is a predicted model, not a curated record. The coding region runs from base 82 to 2505 and encodes 807 amino acids.